CUACCGCUAUUUUUUUGCAUUUAUGGCACAAAUUAUAUAUAUAUAUAUAUAUACUGAUAUUAGCAUUUUUCCACAUCAUAUUCAAAUCAUCUAGAAGGGACUUUGUUGAGCUUCACAAUACAUUUGAGAUACUUUUAGAUUAUUUGGACUGUACCAUGACUUGCAUGGGAUUUGUGCCACAAAUGUUAAAAACAAAGCAAGACAACUCGUAAACUCCGAACCUCAGAGUUCAAAUUUGUGUAAGUUUUUUGUGUAGAGCCUCCUAUUGGUUGAUUUUAAUACUUUCCAAGUGGGAAACUAUGACCUCAUCUUUCUACGAAUUUCCAAGUUGGACAUUUUAGAGUUUCCAAUUUCUGCGUUUUCUUGAACGCAGCGUUGCAGUGUAAGGAAACCAACGUGUAAUUUUGUAAUUUGGGUGAACUAUCCCUUUAAGUACAGUGAUGUUGAAUGAAAGGGAUACUGUGGGGAACAUGUAUGUAGUACCACCGAUUAACGUAAGGUGGCGCCAUGGUCUAAUAUAAAAGUAUAUAUUCGAGUUUACAGUUGGUAUUGAAAACAUCAUCAGCCUUGGCUUGAACACCGCAAACUCAAAUAACCGCAAGAGCGUGACAACACCAGCACGUUCUGGAAGCGUUUUUACACAAUUCUCUGCCAUGCAGCUUGGUACUUAAUGAAAGACUGUGCGCAUAGACUGCUCCAGUUGCCUUUUCUUGUUAGUUUUCCUUCGGUUUCCAAGACACAGCAUUGUACUUGUUUGACAGCGCAUCCUUGACCAGUUUGGAAUCGAACCCACGUUUGAGAGAUGGAAAAGGAAAAUAAACACGGAUCAUCACAUCAGUACGGCUCUCUGGAAUGCACUAAAUGGAAUACAGACAAUUCCAAAACAGAAGAGGACAUCGUCUCCAUGGCAGACUCCACCAUCACCAUAGAUGACAUCGAGGGAGAGCUGUUCAAGAUUGACAGGAUUCGAGAUGUGCUGGUCAGAAGAGAGUCAGAACUCCGAUACAUGAUGGAUGACAUUCAGCUGUGUAAGGAAAUCACUCGCCUCAAGAAGGAGCUCCAGAAACUGGUGUCCAUACCAGACAAUGACAAGUCCAACGAGGACAGACAGAAAGAGGAGGAUCUUCUCCAGCAGAUCCACAAGCUGGUGGAGACCAGAGAUUUCCUUGUUGACGAUGUGGAGUUUGAGAGGCUAAGGGAAAGGGAGGAGGACAAAGAAAUGGCUGAUUUCCUCCAGUCCAAGUUCCCCAGAAACUCCAAGAAGAAAGGUCAAAUUCCAGCCAGACGGCUAACGUCCAGGGCCCAGCAGACCUCGUCCCCCUUCACCAAGACAGGCCUGUCCCUACUGAAGGAGUGCUGUGGCUUCACCUGCUCCAUCAUGUAGGCCGGGCCCUCGGGGGCUCUACCAUGGAGCCAAAAUAGAACCCUGUUGCAUCACAGUUUCAGCUUUCCAACCCGAGUAACACUUGAAGUACGGACAGACAAGUAGGAGUAGGUUGGGUAUGUCGCCAGGAUGAGAUUAGUGGUGUUUUAUCUCCCAGUCUAUGCUGCAUCCCGUCUGGGCUGUGUUUCUCUUUCACUCCUUUGUUUCUCUCUCUCUCCCUGUCUCUCUCCCUUUCCAACCCUCCCCCUCUCUCUCCCUCCCUCCCCCUCUCUCUCUCUCUCGUUAGGGCUCGAGUCCUAUCUGCACUUCUAGUUGGGUUCUAUACCCAGUGUCCCCUCUCCGCAUCAGGCUCAUCCCCCAUGAGGCUGUGCAAUGAUCUUCCGUCGUCUGUAUCAGACUAUUCUCAUUCAUCAUUGUCAGAGUCCCUCCUACUGCCUCUCCCCACCUCUCAAUGGUGUCACCAAUGCUCUCAGAGCAGUUCAUUCUGGACUAUCUCAUUGGCACCUUUAUACCUAGAACCUGUCCCUUCAUCGAAAUUAGAUGUAAACGUAAUUUGCUUGAGUCAGAUAUUGCUAUCAAAUGAUGUACAAAGCUCUGCUUGUCUACCAGUGGCAGAUGUUAAAUAUUGCUGCCCCGGUGUAGAUGAUUAUUUAUGAUGCCUGAGACUAAACCCAACAGUGAAGAUGUACUGUACAGUAUUUUCUCAUUGGAACAUCAGACAUACAUCUCUUUAAGCCCUGUUUAGCCUCCUUAACUCUUUUACCUUUCAAAUUGCUGUAGUUGCCUUUGAACAGACUUCCCACUGGCUCACUAAUUCAUAGUCAGCGUUAAUUGACGGCAGCCUAAUCAUGCUGCCAGGUCAACGUUAGCCAGACAUGCAACUGAUGGGCUAAUUGAUGUUUCGUGAUAAGAGUAUGGUUUCGUGAUAACGUGACACUAACGUCAGUGUAACGACGUUCGUCUGUAGGAGGAGAAGCGGACCAAAAAGCAGCGUGGUGGUUAUUCAUGUUCUUUAAUGGAAAACUGAACGAUACAUG
Molecule: messenger RNA, 2421 nt
Organism: Oncorhynchus mykiss (rainbow trout)
Lineage: Eukaryota; Metazoa; Chordata; Actinopteri; Salmoniformes; Salmonidae
Product: bMERB domain-containing protein 1
Source: RefSeq, a predicted model, not a curated record